AUGGCCCGCCGCAAGGUCCCCAUGAGGCUCAUCGAGAAGGCGCGGGCGCGCGCCGAGACGCACGCCAGGAGGACCAAGGGGCUGCAGAAGAAGGCGUCGGAGCUCGCCACGCUCUGCGCGGUCCCGGUCGCGCUCGUCUGCUCCGCCGGCAAGGGUGCUCCGCCGCUCGUGUGGGAGUCGGAGGAGGGAGUGCUCGAGAGGUACCGGCGCGCCGUCCCGGCCGAGACCCGCGCGCGGCACACGCACCGGAGCUACAUGGAGACGGAGCUGGGCAAGGAGAGGGCCAAGCUCGCCCGGGUGCGGCACGGCUGCCCCGGCGCGCUCGCGGACUGGGACGCCGCGCUCAACGACAUGACGCUGGAGGAGGCGCGGGGGCUGCUCGAGACCAUCGACGCGGCGCUGCGGGCCACGGGAGACAGGAUGGAGGCGCUGGGCAUACCUGCCGACGGCGGCCACGACCGGCUCGAGGGUUCUUCCCACGACGCCCUCAUGCCGCAGCAGCGCGGGUACGGUGUCGGCAACCCCGUGGACAUGGACGCCGCCGGCUUCCAGCAGCUGCAGAUGGUGCCGUUCCACGCUGGGAACAACGACGGCCUACUCGAGCAAUUCUCAUUGGACGAUCCCUUCGAGACGCAGCCAGGGUGCCGCGGCUUCCAAUGCGUCGGCGGCAACUACUCGGGCGGCGGCGACGCGAUGCUCUCGCCAGGCCUUGCCAAUGCCGACUACAACUACUCGGCCAGCGGCGACAAGAUGCUCGCGCCGGGAUUCGCCAAUGCUGACUACAACUACUCGGCCGGCGGCGACAAGAUGCUCGCGCGGGGCAUCGCCAAUGCUGACUACAACUACUCGGCUGGCGGCGACGAGAAGCUCGCACUAGGCCUUGCCAAUGCUGACUACAACUACUCGGGCGGCAACGACAAGAUGCUCGCGCAGGGCUUCGCCAAUGCUGACUACAACUACUCGGGCAGCGGCGACGAGAUGCUCGCGCCUGGCUUUGGCAAUGCUGACUACGACUGGACUGAUCUGACCAUGUGGGCCACCGACGAGUUGUGCGAUGCAAUCAUGCCACUUGGGUGCUACCCUGACUUCGCGGACAGUACUCUGCCGGCCGAGUACUCCGCUCAGGUCAUCACCGGCGGGGACUACGUGAACACACCACCAUCUGGCGGGUAUGGGUACCCCAUGGACAUGGGCGUGGGCGACAACUUCAGUAAUCUCGACAGCAACUACAUGGCGCACUGGCAGUUCCAGCGCUUCGACACAAGCAGUCUGUUGUUAGGGGAAAUGCAGUCAUAAUUUUGGAGCUAGAAUAUUCUCACGCAUUUGAAGUUAGAGUUUUGCAGAUUUAUAU
Triticum dicoccoides is the source of this 1351-nucleotide messenger RNA. RefSeq lists its product as uncharacterized. Lineage: Eukaryota; Viridiplantae; Streptophyta; Magnoliopsida; Poales; Poaceae. The record is from RefSeq and is a predicted model, not a curated record. Gene Ontology annotation, molecular function: DNA-binding transcription factor activity, RNA polymerase II-specific; protein dimerization activity; cis-regulatory region sequence-specific DNA binding. Bases 1 to 1296 code for a protein of 431 amino acids. The transcript has 2 exons. Gene Ontology annotation, biological process: positive regulation of transcription by RNA polymerase II.